GUGCUUUGAAAUAGUGAAAGUUUGAUCCAAGCUGAAAUAUUUACAAGGAUAAUAGUAUUUUGAUGAUUUAAGUUUAUGUGAGAUGAAGAGUUGAGUGAUAUGCGAGACAAAGAGUGGGUUCUGGUUGGUCGAGGCAGGCCAAUAAACAGCUCUGCUUUCGAGUCGCCUUCACAUCCUGCUGCACUUCUUUCAGGUUUCCACAAUCUCAGGUCGAAGGGACAUCUAUUAGAUGUUACUCUCAUUGCCCAGGGAGAAGCAUUUAAGGCUCAUAAAGUGGUGUUGGCAUCAUGUUCCGACUACUUCAGAGCAAUGUUCACCGAUGCAAUGCUCGAGUCUCGUCAGUCAGAAAUCUGUCUCAAAGGGGUUUCAGCUGCAGGUAUGAGCCUUCUCCUUGAUUAUGUUUAUACUUCGAGACUUGCCUUGACAUUGGCAAACGUGCAAGAUGUUCUCUCUGCUGCCUCACAUGUCCAACUGCUGCCGGUUGUUGAAGCCUGUUCCAACUACUUACAGUCCCAGCUUGAUAUUGAAAACUGUAUUGAUAUUGCAACUAUAUCUGAAACUUAUUCACUAAGCGGACUUCGAACAGUCGUCAUCCAGUUCAUGUGUUCUCAUCUGGUAGAAUUGUCAGAGUCGCCUGAAUUUUGUCGUCUCCACCCUGGUCAGCUUGAGCACAUCCUUGCUUCAGAUUUUCCUGUAGACUGUCCAGAACUACAGGUGUUGGAACUUACUUUGCGCUGGCUAUCUUUGGCCUGUCUACCUGACCCACAUAGGGCAAUGUGGACCAGCCGAUUCUUGCACAAGAUUCAACUUAGUGAGAUCUUGUGGUGCGACAUUGAGGGGCUCAUUGAAAACGAGGACAGGGUGACUAGGCGGCUGGUCGUAGCAGAGGCCCUGCACCAGACCAAGCUAAUGUCCCCACCAGCCCCUCGCCUUCUCGUCAAUUCUCGAGGCAUGACUCAAUCAAUUGUAAAGGUCGGAGGGUUCAGCAUAGGAGGCAUUACCAACGAGAUAACCUACUUACAACCCAGUUCUGGAAAAUGGCGCCACCUGACUUCUAUACCUCAUGUUGAACAAUGCAACUUCGGGACUGCAGUCCUCCAUAAUGACCUCUAUGUUGUUGGAGGUUGUUUCAACCAAUCUCUGCAAGAGAAUAUUCAUCCAUUUGGAUUCAGGUACUCUCCGAGAAGAGAUUGUUGGGCCACAAUGGCUCCGAUGCAAAGGGAGCGCUGUAGAUUUUCAUUGAAUGUAGCCAGUGGUCAUCUUAUUGCUGUCGGUGGUGUCAGCGAAGGUGAUGGGCCAAUAGCAGAAUGUGAAAGGUAUGAUCCAGUAGGGGAUGUUUGGGAGCGAAUAAGCUCCCUUCCUGGCCCAAGCACUCUCCACGCGGCCGCCACUCACAAUGGAUACCUCUAUGUCUCAGGAGGUCUGGAUCGUGAUAUCGCACUCAGCACUAUGAGAAGGUACGACUGGAGGCAGGACAGGUGGGAGACGUUAGCACCUCUACUGUCAGCCAGGGCUGACCACACAAUGCUCGUUAUGGGCAAUAGUCUCUACAUUUGUGGUGGCUGGUUAGAUGAUGAUUCCACUGGAAAUAGGAUCUUGGUAGACUCAAUCGACAGGUAUGACCCAAGUGAGGACAGCUGGUCGAGGGUGGCUAAAGUACCGACACCUCGUUCUCAUGCAGGAAUAGUCUCUCUCAAUAGUAAGAUAUAUAUCAUCGGUGGUUUUCAAUCUGAUGCCAUGUUCGACACAGCAACCGCUGUUGUCGACAUUUUUGAUUUGGAAAGCCAAAGUUGGACUUGCGGUGAAAGUUAUCCUCAGGAUAUUUGGGAGCAUACUUGUGUCACCCUAUACAUUCCCACAUGUCGAGAGGACAUGGAGGUUUUUCCUGCGUCAACGUAACAACUCAUUUCUCUCUUAGUUUUACAAGGGAAACUGUGUCUCUAUAUUGAUAUUACAAUGAUACCAAUCCAUUAUUAUAUAAUGUAUAAGACCAGCUCAUGUGAUUUUUUAAAUAUUUAUAUAAACAUUUAUUUUCAAUUUCUGUUUACCGUCAUGCGCCUCUAUCUUAUUUAAAAUGAAUAUUUAUCUGUUAACUGCAGAUCUUUAAUAGAUAAAAAUUAUUUUUUAUUUAUUAGAAGUAAUGAGGAUUUUAAUUAUAGACAUUGUUGAAAGCAUGCAUCCUCAGCACAGUAAGUGAGCCAACUUUAUCUGUUCAGUGGAUUUGGUAAAAAGAGGAUUUAUCUAUACUCAUUAAAUCUGAUAAAUAAGUCAUAAAUAUUUAAAAUUAACAUCUUCCUCUGGCUUCAAAGUUUUUAAAUUUGAAAAUAAAUCUUUGGAUUUUUGAUGUUUUGGUUUUGCUGUUUUUAUUUCUUUUAACAAAAAAAGGUUAAGGAGUAUUUUCAAUGUAAAAGUUCGAUCCAAGAUUUUUUGUUCUCAUUAUUCUGUUAUGUGUAUUCUAUGUAAUGUUUUAUUAUUAUUAGUGUAAUCAAAAUGGAAUGAUGCAAUACGAGGCUCAACAUUAAUGUGUUACUAAAUGUUAGAGCAUUGCUCCAAACUGUUCGUUUUAUUUUUUUAAUAAUUUUUUAUUUUAUAUUUAUAAGCAUAUCAUAUGGAUUGCUUUGCUUAAAUAGUUUUUAUCCUUCAACAAAUAUCUCUCUGCCUGUGAUAAAAGUUAAAUUAUUCUCAUUUUGUUUUUUUAAAUGUUUUCAUCCUGGUAAUUUUUUUUAGAUACAACAUUUUUAACUAUCAUAAAAAUAUUGAAAGUUUUUAUUCUUUAUCAUUGGCUAAAACCAUUUCUUUUUAUUCUAAUGAAUCAGCCCAUAUGACUAACUACAUCAGACUAGUAUAUAAUACAAUACCGAAAUUAACUAUUACAAAUAAAAUAGAAUUUUAUUACAGCCAGUAAUAGUUUCAGUAUUCCAAGUCUGAUGAAUCCAAUUAGUGAAGUGGAAGUUUUCUGCCUGUAAGCCAACAAGGAUGUAAACAUUAAUGGGAUGGUAUCCAGGUCUGGUUAACAGUCUGCUACUAGUAAACAGAUACAUAAUACAGUUUCUUUUACUUAUUUCAUCAACACCUUUCCCCACAGGCAAACUCAUCUUAGAUGCACUAUAUCUUUUUCCUCCAAGACGUGCGGGUAGUUAAGUUAGUUGGUAAGUAGCUGAGGAAAAUGGAAGUCAUUAUUUAAAGUUUAUUUGCAAUAAGUAGAAAGGUUUCAAUAUCAGGAUACUAAUGAAAAAAUUAACAAUAAAAAUAUUUAUUACUUUUAAACAAUAAAAUUGUAUUGCAUACCAUUAAGUAAAAAUAUAUACAAAUAGGAC
Molecule: messenger RNA, 3317 nt
Organism: Nezara viridula (southern green stink bug)
Lineage: Eukaryota; Metazoa; Arthropoda; Insecta; Hemiptera; Pentatomidae
Source: the annotation of a GenBank genome assembly